Messenger RNA from Geodia barretti, 810 nucleotides. Lineage: Eukaryota; Metazoa; Porifera; Demospongiae; Tetractinellida; Geodiidae. The record is from the annotation of a GenBank genome assembly.
AUGAGAAUUGCAAUAUGCAACGAAAUGUUUGAAAAUUGGAAAAUCGAAGAUGUUUUCACCUAUGCCGCUGAGCUCGGUUAUGAGGCGGUUGAGAUCGCACCCUUCACUUUAGCGGACUCAGUCCUUGACAUCAGCGAGAGCGAACGGACACGCAUCCGCAAGGCAGCAGAAAGCGCGAAGAUAGAGAUUGCUGGGCUUCAUUGGCUACUCGUCUCACCCCCCGGACUGUAUAUUAACCACCCGGACGCAGAUAUUCGGAAAGAAACGCGGGACUAUUUCCUCGCGCUGAUUAACUUAUGCGCCGACUUAGAUGGCAAAGUGAUGGUGAUCGGUUCACCCCAACAACGAAAUGUGAUGGAACCUCUCUCGUUUGAAGAAGCUUGGGAAUACGCGCUGGCGACUUUUUCAGAAGGUGCAGAACUGGCAGGUGAAAGAGACGUGAUGUUGUGCAUGGAACCGCUGUCGAGCGAUCAGACGAACUUCAUCACGCACCCAGACAAAGCAGUCGAGAUGGUGAACGCCGUUAAUCAUCCGAAUUUUCAGAUGAUUCUGGAUGUGUGUAGCACUGCGAAAGAGGGAUUGGAUAUGCCGACGCAGAUCCGCAACUGUGCACCGCACGUCGCACAUUUCCAUUCCAACGACGAUAACGGUUACCUACCGGGCUCUGGCAGUGUGGACUAUCCACCAAUUAUUGAGGCACUGAAAGAGAUUGAUUACAAGGGUUAUGUCUCGACGGAGGUUUUCGACUUCAAACCGGAUCCGCAAACGAUUGCAAAACAGAGCAUUGAAUUUGUGAAGUCACUGCUGUAG